Molecule: messenger RNA, 1412 nt
Organism: Cajanus cajan (pigeon pea)
Lineage: Eukaryota; Viridiplantae; Streptophyta; Magnoliopsida; Fabales; Fabaceae
Product: sphinganine C4-monooxygenase 1
Biological process (GO): lipid biosynthetic process
Molecular function (GO): iron ion binding; oxidoreductase activity
Source: RefSeq, a predicted model, not a curated record
AAGCAAUUUCAACAUUCUCUCUUUUCUCUCUCUCUCUUUGGAAUCUUCCUUCUGCGUGGAACCCUAACUCUGAUUACGUACCUACUCAUUAUUUAAUACUUGAGCUAUUUUUAAUUGGGGUUGCAGGCUUAACCAAUCAAUCAUUUGGGGUUGGAGGAACAAGAGGAGUGAGGUUCAAUUUUUCGGUUUUUAAUUAGGGUUUCUUCGUUUGGUGCCGAUCCUCUUGUUUCUUGAGACUCUGAAAUUUAUGCAAGUUUUGACUCUGGUGGGUGGUUGUUAAAUCAAAUCAACGAAAAUAAUCCAUUUUUUCUUCUGGGGUAGUGGGAAAUGGAUUUCGGGGUUUCUGAUGAGAUGUUAGGCACUUUUGUGCCAAUAGUAGUUUACUGGGUUUAUUCUGGGAUUUACGUUGUUCUGGGGUUGUUUGCUGAGAGUUAUCGGUUACACUCGCAGCAAGAAGAAGAUGAAAAAAAUUUGGUGUCAAAGGGUGCUGUCGUUAAAGGUGUUCUCCUCCAACAGCUAGUUCAGGCUGUGGUUGCAACCCUCUUGUUUGCGCUGACAGGAAGUGAUAGCCAAAAUACUACCAGCCAGAAUACUUCUCUACUUGUUUUAGCAAGACAGUUUGUUACUGCUAUGCUUGUAAUGGACGCAUGGCAAUACUUUAUGCACAGAUACAUGCAUCACAACAAGUUCCUAUACAAACAUAUCCACUCUCUACAUCACAGACUCAUUGUACCCUAUUCCUUUGGAGCUCUGUACAAUCACCCUGUGGAGGGGCUUCUGAAUGACACCGUUGGUGGGGCUCUAUCUUUCCUACUCUCCGGGAUGAGUCCUCGAGCCUCGAUCUUCUUCUUCUCCUUCGCCACAAUUAAAACAGUGGAUGAUCACUGUGGCUUAUUGCUCCCUGGCAACCUUUUCCACAUAUUUUUCAAAAAUAACUCAGCCUACCACGACGUACACCAUCAGCUCUAUGGCAACAAGUACAACUUCUCACAACCAUUCUUCAUCAUGUGGGACAAAAUCUUGGGUACUUACAUGCCUUAUACGUUGGAGGAGAGGGCAGGUGGUGGUUUUGAAACUAAACCUUGCAAAGUUUACAAGGAUGAUUGAUUAACCUUUUUGCUUCACGAGCAUUUUUAUCUGUAUUAGUAUUGUUUUUCCUUGUUAUGAGCAGCACUGCCUGAGUGGUCAUGCCUGUAUAUACAUAUCAUGUGUCCUGUUCUAUAUUUUUGUUUCCCUUAUGUCCAUACUAGAUAGACUUAAUAAAGGAAAUUAAGGAGUUACCUAUUACUGUUUGAUUUUCACCUUUGUAUUGCUUGCUGCUACAUUCAUAUCAUAUCGUAGUCAUACCUUGUAUCCUUGUAUUGCUUACGCAUGCAAUCUUUGAUAUCCUAAUACUUCAUUUGUUUUGCCCA